Messenger RNA from Chelmon rostratus (copperband butterflyfish), 3525 nucleotides. RefSeq names its product regulation of nuclear pre-mRNA domain containing 1B (gene rprd1b). Gene Ontology annotation, molecular function: RNA polymerase II complex binding. The record is from RefSeq and is a predicted model, not a curated record. Gene Ontology annotation, cellular component: RNA polymerase II, holoenzyme. NCBI's taxonomy places the organism in Eukaryota, Metazoa, Chordata, Actinopteri, Chaetodontiformes, Chaetodontidae. Gene Ontology annotation, biological process: mRNA 3'-end processing. The transcript has 8 exons. The coding region runs from base 344 to 1330 and encodes 328 amino acids.
CUGCCAUUUUUUCGAAGGAAUCUUCCUGAGUAGUUAGACAAGCAAAGACAAACUGAGUUGCACCGUCAGCCUUUGGCUGUUUAGUUUCAUCUGCUGGCGCAUUGAGGACACAUUCUACAGGAAUAUUACAGAAGUUUUGCUGACUUAAACUCGGGUUAAAGCGCAGGCUUGGCUCGGAGCUGCACUGCUCUGCAGAUGGCUGCUUAGCGCGGCUAGCUAACGUUAGCCGUAGCUGUAAACAAACACUGCAGACAGUGAGGAAACAGCAGUUGACCAACGAGCUCAAGGCUCGCAGGUCGGGGGUCGGUCGGGUUCACGGGGGAAACACACUCUUAACGCCGGCAUGUCGUCCUUCUCCGAGUCGGCCCUGGAGAAGAAGCUGACGGAGCUGAGCAGCUCACAGCAGAGCGUCCAGACUCUGUCUCUGUGGAUCAUCCACCACCGCAAACACUCGGCCCUCAUCGUCAAAGUGUGGCACAGAGAGCUGAAAAAGGCUAAAAGCAACAGAAAGCUGACGUUCCUGUAUCUGGCUAACGAUGUCAUCCAGAACAGCAAAAAGAAAGGACCAGAGUUUACCAAAGACUUUGAGUCUGUCCUCGUUGAUGCCUGCUCACAUGUUGCAAGCGAGGCAGACGAGAGCUGCAAAAAGCACAUGGAGAGAUUGCUGAACAUCUGGAAGGAGAGGAGCCUUUACAGAGGCGACUUCAUACAGCAGCUCAAACUGGCUAUAGAAGACUCUAACAGCCCCAGGCCUUCAGAAGAGAAGAAGCCUGUGAAACGAACCUAUCAGAAGAUCCAAGAAGAUGAAGAUGAUGACGACGAUGACUACAGAAGCCACAACUCCCCUCGCAACACAGGCGCCACCGCGACUCAGUUGACGGAGGAACUGGUGAAGGCGCUGCAGGACUUAGAGAAUGCUGCAUCAGGUGACGCAGCAGUUCGUCAGAAGAUCGCCUCGCUGCCGCAGGAAGUCCAGGACGUUUCCCUGCUGGAGAAAAUCACUGACAAGGAUGCAGCAGACAAGCUGUCGAAGACGGUGGAUGAAGCGUGUUUGCUGCUGGCCGAGUACAACGGGCGACUGGCCGCAGAGCUGGAGGACCGGAGGCAGCUGGCACGCAUGCUGACUGAAUACAUCAGCAGCCAGAGGGAGGCGCUCACGGAGAGAGAGAAGAAACUAGAGGAGUAUAAGCAAAAACUGGCGAGGGUGACCCAAGUAAGGAAAGAGCUCAAGUCCCACAUCCAGAGUCUCCCUGACCUCUCCCUCCUGCCCAACGUGACCGGCGGUCUGGCCCCGCUCCCCUCGGCCGGAGACCUCUUCUCCACCGACUGAGAAGUCUUUGCCCAGACAAACUGCCCCCCUGCCCUCCUCACCCACCCAAACCCGGCUCCGUGUUUGAUUCACAAAAUAUUUCUAGCUGUGUCUCCGGCCAAACGACACACGUGAUCAAACCUGCAGGACGAGAGGGAGGACGGGACAUCAGAAGGAAGGUUUGGUAAAAUCAAAAAGCUCUGCAGAGGAGAACAGAGACUCUGUCAGCCUUGACUUUUCCACCACUUGCUCGAUCGACAAGGAUUCCACUCCACCAGCUUGGAAAGAGUUUGUUUCCUGUUUGUUUUUAUUUUUAUUUUUUAACGCUGGAAGAGUCAGUGAUCUGGGAGGAGGGGUGGCGUAAGAAGCAAAGCUUAGACAAACAUAAAUGUUGGUGGUCAGGAUGUGUCAAGGUGUCUCUCUGUGGCAUAUUUUAGAUUCGGCGAGCAAAGGUGGGUCGUUUGCUCUCAUAACGCUCAGAGGCUGUGACUACACUGUGAAGAGGAAGUACCAUUCAUUAGUUUUAUUUUUUGGCUUUCAGUUGGGGGCUUUUUAUCGACACAUAGUCUGAUAGCUGGUUUUGAUGUGUGUGUGUACAAUUAGAGGAGAUAUCUGAUUGGGUUCAGUGUACGUUUUGGUUGCCUCAUGAACGCUCAUGGUCCACAGCUGUUACUGAGCACGCUCAUUCAGUAACACUUCAGAGAGAUGGUGAUUAAAUACGUUUUGUGAGACAGUCUCAUCCUCAUAGUUUCAAAUCAAUAUAGAAUAUCUGGUUUUCGUGUCCUUGGCUGCAAGUGUUUUUUUUAACAUUUACUGACUAACACUUUGCAAUUCAUCGUGCUGGUUUGUUUUCACGCUUUCAUUUGGACAGAUGCUUGAAAUAUGGAAAAUCUAAUUAUGUUUCUAAGUGUGUACUAGUCAAGGUUUGAGUUUCACAAGACAAAUCCUAAGAAGUUUGAGAGAACGAUUAAAAACUGAAUUUUUUUUUCCAAUUUAAAAAGUUGUAUGAAACUCUUAAAGUCAUUUGCUUAGAGAGCAAAAAAAGUGAGAAAAACUGAAGAAAAGUGUUAAAGUUUUAGUGUGUGUAGAGCUGGGCAGUAUGGAAAUAAAGAAAGAAGAAGAAACAAAAGAAGUAGAUCAGAUGAUGACCAUUUUCUGGUACUGUUAGAUGUCACAACGUGUUUUGGUAUAAAAAACAGCAGCACGGGUUGUUACGUGAAUUGGACUGAACUGUCAUUUUAAUAUCUUAAGUAUUAAAGAAAGUUGUGUCCAGUGCUUCACAAUAUAAAAUUUCCACUAUGAUAUUAAAUUGAUGAAUGAAGUCCUACCUGUGUGUAGAUGUCCAGUGAUGAAAUAUUUUAUUAAAAAGCAGCAUUAACAGAUUUACCUCUUCAGUUUGUCAGAUCACAUUAAAAUUCCCUUAAUUAAGACAUUAAUCUCAAGAAGAAUCAAUUAUUCCCUAAAUCAUUUGCUACAACAGGUAGAUUUUUGAGUAGUUCUCUGCCAAGGCCACAAAAAUAUGUAUCAUUUGUUUAGCUCAUAUUUGAGUUGUCUGUAUGCAGGAAGAAAAACUGAUUUGGGAAGUUUCAUGGCAAAAGGUCAGAGAUGUUGGCUUGGAUCACGGCUCCUGCUGCUGGAGUGUUUUCUAAAGUAAAAAAAAAAAAGAUUACAGUUGCUGUAACUUUCCUGCUGAUGCAACAAGCUCGGGCGAGAAAUGCCGCUGCAAACCCUUUUAAGUAAACUCCCAGAUUGAUUUGUGUUUCCUGGCAAAACAUUUCAAACAGCAGCUUGUAUAACCAAAGGUGUGGAUGUGAACGGUCAUUGCCGCGCUCACGAAGCAGACAUCUGGGCCUGUUUCUUGCGUUAAAAUGAACCUCAAUAUGAGAUCAACUGUCUGUGGCUUUGGAUGAUAAAUGUGAAAGUUUGAAGAACAAAGAGUGAAAGAAUUCUGACUAUUAUUUGGAUCAGUCGGGAUUAAAAUAGAAUUCAACCUUUAGUUAAAUACAAAAACGUUCAAUACAGCCACUGUAUCCAGGAAGGAUUUCAGCAACAUUCUGCCCCAGGUGUGCUUCACUGUAGAUAUUAGUUUUGUUACCUACUCGUUGUGUGGUAUGUUUCUCUCUGCAGAAUCGUGCUGCACUGCCAGGACUCCACCAGUAGGGUGGUGUUUAUCUGUAAUGAAAGUGAUUCAGUGGAGGCCAAUAAACUGGAACCAU